GAGAGGAGGGGGGAGAAACGGGAGGCGUAGGAGGAGACUUGACUAAACAGCUGUCCGGCAGACGUCCCAGUCGACAGAAGUGCAGCCCCGAGGCAGAGAUAGGAGGCAGGGCAGUAUCAACAAGCCACAGGAGCCAAACAGCAGCCACUGAACGCACACAUAUCAACCUGAGGCUGCAGUGUUCAGGAGCACACCAGCAAUACCUGGGAAGGAUCAAGAUCUCACCCAUCGGAAUAUCUGAGGAAAGUGGCCAUUUGACCUUUCUACAGUGGCGGACAUCACCAGACCUGAUCGAUGCUGCAAUUGCUGUGAAGUAUUUUUGGACUCCUGCCUCGCCGGUGUGUUACUGAGAAUGUAACAGGAGCUUCUCUCAGGGGGAACUGUAACGUCCAGAACUUGUAGAGCAUUUCUGACUUUUCUAUCCUACAUAUCUGAGAUCUCUUCCGCAGUUACAGCCAUGCCAGCGAAAGCACCCAUAUACCUGAAAUCUACCAAAACUAAGAAGGGAAAGAAAUGUCGUCUCAGAGAUAUUUUGUCCCCAGACAUGAUCAGUCCACCACUUGGAGACUUUCGCCACACCAUCCACAUUGGCAAGGGCGGGGAGAGAGAUGCCUUUGGAGACAUGUCUUUUCUCCAGGGGAAGUAUGAACUCCUAGCUGGGAAGGGAGACGUCCACCCUCAGUAUGGCGUCCAAAGUGAGUUUCUGAGAGCUCACAGCACCGGUGAUGCUUCCUUUGCCGAGACCCCCUCUCCGGUGCUCAAGAACGCCAUCUCCCUCCCAACUAUUGGUGGCUGCCAGGCGCUUACCCUUCCCCUGAUCUCCUCCACUGUGUUCUCCAUGCCCCCGGAGCCAUUGGACGACAUCAUGGGGUCUACAGCUCACAUGAAACCUGACAGCACAGAGGAAGUAGAGAUCCUGCAGAUGGAUGCUAUGUUGCACUCCCUGGAUGUCUUCAGCAGCGAGCCUUCGUCUCCCUGCGCAGAUAUCCAGUCGAAGCCUGACGUCCUCCUGGAUCUGCUGAAAAACACAGAUAAGUCCACCUCUAAGGCGGUUGCCAAAGCUAACAAAAUAAACAGGAGCAAACCCAGGUUUGACAAGCCAUCAUCCAUUUAUAUCAAUGGUCACAGCAACAGCACCUUCAAAGCUAACGGAAGCCUGAACAGUAAUAUGAGCAGCGACAGCUUUGACAGCUUUAGAGGUAAAGGGGACUUCCAGAACAAGAUCUGCAAUGGCAGCCGGAGCCUCAAUGGCAAUGGCAACUGCAAUGGUUAUGGACACUUUAACAAUGACAUUACCCUGGGCUUCAAGCAUGAGCUCUCAAAGUGCAAUGGAGAGUGGGUGGACAGAGACAGUGGGGUGGAGGAGGGUCGCAUCUGUGAUUUUGAGUUUGCGUUUUCCAAGCAGAAGAGCACGUCGCAGGAUUCCCUCGCCCAGAUCACGGGGUCAUUCCUCUCUCUUGAACUCGAUCUGGGGCCGUCCAUCCUUGACGACGUGCUCAACAUAAUGGAUAAACCCGCAGCGAAGAGCAGGCCUUGAGCUACGCUGAGGCCCUAGGAGGAGAAAGGGAAUAAUUAAACUAUAGCCAUGAGAAGAGAAUGAGUCAAAAAGCAAUCAAAAUGGUGUCUGGAUAUAUCAUUGAGAUGAAAAUGAGCUACAAUAGACAGAACUGCUUAUGUUUUUAUUGUCAAAACAUAUAACUAUUCUAGCUUCUAUGGAAUGUUGAUUCUUCUUCUUUUUUUGUUUGCCAUGCUAGCCGCAUGUUUAAGAUGCAUGUGCUGUUGAGUUACAGCUAAAAUACAGCCAUUGUGCCUUUGAUUUUGCAUUACUGUAAAAAUGCUACAUGAUAGAUUUGUGUUCAUAUGUUGACUCCCACCAUAUAAUUACACAAUAAUUUUGAGGUCUUUUCCUUUUUUUACACUUGAACAUAUGUAUUUUGUGACUUUAAGUGUGUUUAACAAAGCAUUAUUUUGUCUGUCACAUAAUUCAUUUGCCAUAUUUCAAACAACUGAACACUAUGCAUAUUUGUGUUUUUAAAAUUGUAACACAAAUAAAUUA
Cottoperca gobio is the source of this 2056-nucleotide messenger RNA. RefSeq names its product CDC42 effector protein (Rho GTPase binding) 3 (gene cdc42ep3). The record is from RefSeq and is a predicted model, not a curated record. Gene Ontology annotation, molecular function: small GTPase binding. Gene Ontology annotation, cellular component: cytoskeleton; cytoplasm; plasma membrane. Gene Ontology annotation, biological process: positive regulation of actin filament polymerization; positive regulation of pseudopodium assembly; regulation of cell shape. NCBI's taxonomy places the organism in Eukaryota, Metazoa, Chordata, Actinopteri, Perciformes, Bovichtidae.